Messenger RNA from Varanus komodoensis (Komodo dragon), 1408 nucleotides. It is a transcript of the gene HENMT1, whose product is annotated as HEN methyltransferase 1. Gene Ontology annotation, biological process: siRNA processing; piRNA processing; RNA methylation. Gene Ontology annotation, molecular function: RNA methyltransferase activity; O-methyltransferase activity. The record is from RefSeq and is a predicted model, not a curated record. Lineage: Eukaryota; Metazoa; Chordata; Lepidosauria; Squamata; Varanidae. The coding region runs from base 156 to 1304 and encodes 382 amino acids. Gene Ontology annotation, cellular component: nucleus; cytoplasm. The transcript is spliced from 9 exons.
CCCGGGGCUGUGGGGUGAAGAAGGUCCGGGGCGCGUACAACGGACGAAGGAGAGACAGCGCCGGCUUCGUUCGCGGGUGUUGAACUCAAGGCGGUUUACACAAUUCUCGUCCUCCUCUUACUCGUCUCACAACAGCAGACCUGUGAGCCUUGACUAUGGAUGGAAAGCUGCAAAAGAAUGAGCUUGCAGGGACAGUUACAUUUACACCACCUUUGUACAUGCAGCGCUACCAGUUUAUUAAACAGUUAGUGAGCAGAUAUAAACCUAAGAAGGUGGCAGACUUGGGAUGUGCUGACUGCCGGCUACUCUGGAUGCUGAAAUUCUGUAAAUGCAUUGAAGUUCUUGUUGGACUAGAUAUCUGUGAAGAUGUGAUGAAGGAAAAAAUGCACACACUGUCCCCCCUUCCUGGUGACUAUCUCCAGCCAAGUGAAAGACCUCUGACAGUCAUCCUCCAUCAAGGUUCAGUUGCUCACAAAGACCCCUGUAUGCUGGGCUUUGACAUGAUAACUUGCAUUGAAUUAAUUGAACACCUAGAGGCAAAAGAGUUAGAGAAAUUUCCAGAGGUGGUAUUUGGCUUUAUGUCUCCAGCUGUGGUCAUAAUUAGCACACCAAACGCAGAAUUUAAUCCUUUGCUUCCGGCUGUCACAUUGUUCAGACAUCCAGAUCAUAAAUUUGAAUGGAAUCGAGCACAAUUUCAGAACUGGGCUCAGGAUGCUGCUGCUCAUUAUGAUUAUACAGUGGAGUUUACUGGGUUAGGAGCUGCACCUCCUGGAAAAGAUGUUGGAUUUUGUACACAGAUAGGUGUGUUUGUGAGAAACUAUGCGAGGAAUGGAGAACCUGACAGACUUGAGAAAUACCAAGAGCAUGUUUAUAAAACUGUUUUCAAAGCUGUAUAUCCAAGUCUUAAGGAUGAAAAGUACUUGCAGAAUGCAGUGAUCAAUGAAGUUAGUCGCACUGCACAAAUAAUUGCAAGGAGACUGUUGGACCACAGAAAACCUGUUUACAAAAAGCACUGUGAUGACCCUGUUGAAACAGAACCCAGAUCCCAGCCAUCUUGCUGUUUCGUGAGAUAUGUGGAGAAUCCUUCUUUUGCUGAAGCCAGCCAUGAAAGUAUGCAGUCAUUUAUCUGUGGAAAUACUGUCUGUGUACCUCUUGCAAAACUCUUGUCUUUUCCCAAAGUGAAACAACUUUGUGGCACCCUAGAAGUACUAAGUAAGCUCAUAACUGGAAAAAUAGCAUUGAGCAGUGAUGGAUCUGCUGUGCUGAUUGAUGCUGAGUAUGAAAAUGAGGAGCAGGAGCAUUAGCAGAUGGUUUUAACAAGAUGUGCUUUUGAUACAGCUGUGUUAACUGGAAGAGAAGGAAUCUCAGAGCUCAGUCUUGAAAGAGAGUAAUAUUUGGCCGCAACCCC